Molecule: messenger RNA, 1615 nt
Organism: Exophiala oligosperma
Lineage: Eukaryota; Fungi; Ascomycota; Eurotiomycetes; Chaetothyriales; Herpotrichiellaceae
Exons: 3
Coding region: 190-1485 (431 amino acids)
Biological process (GO): ceramide biosynthetic process
Cellular component (GO): membrane
Molecular function (GO): sphingosine N-acyltransferase activity
Source: RefSeq, a predicted model, not a curated record
UUAUUAUUUAAGCUGCCACAUGUGUUGUUUGACUUGCAGCACACCCGUGUCUGCCGGCUGACAGUACUCUCCAUCUUGUUGCCUCUUCAUCUAGACAUUGUGCCACCUACCUAGGCAGUCACCUACUCAUCAACUCGUUCCCAACGUCCUGACAUCGCGACAUUGGUCCCGAUCCCGACAACGGCCAUCAUGGCUCGUCCACGUCGAACGUCGAGCAAUCUUGGGGGUGAUCCCCGUGGAGACACCAGCGCCCCUGCGUGGGCGACGAUGACACCAAAGCUGCCGCUUCAGCCUUCUAAUAGCGAGAAAGAACUCAAGCCUCACUCGAAGCGACGGAAAGCUCGCUCGGCGUUCCGCAAAUGGAAGAAUCUCUCCUACCGUCAUACCUGGCUGAACCCUCUCGUUUUGAUGCUGGCCAUCCUUGGGGCCUACUUUGUCAACCCUGGAGAACAAAACCCCUUGCACAAAGCCAUUUUCUUAUCAUACCCGUUGGGACCGGACUACCCAGGCGGACCAAACAUGUACGGGAAGGGCUAUGCGGACUGGGCCUUCGUGGGUUUCUAUACGAUCGUCUUGACGUUCACACGAGAGUUCAUAAUGCAAAAACUGCUACGGCCACUGGCCAUCCGCUGCGGCAUGAAAAAGAGAGGGAAGCAGUCACGUUUCAUGGAACAAGUCUACACGGCCAUCUACUUUGGCAUUUUUGGACCUUUUGGACUCUAUGUCAUGAAGCAGGGCCCGCUGUGGUAUUUCAAUACCACGGCCAUGUUUGAAGGAUUUCCUCACCGGAAGCACGAAGGGGUGUUCAAAGCUUACUACCUGUUGCAGGCUGCAUACUGGUCUCAACAAGCCAUUGUCCUCAUGCUGCAACAGGAGAAACCCCGCAAAGACUUCAAAGAGCUGGUACUGCACCACAUCGUGACAUUGUCUUUGAUUGGGUUGAGUUACCGAUUCCAUUUUGCCAAGAUGGGUAUCGCGGUCUAUAUCACCCACGACAUUAGUGAUUUCUUCCUCGCGACGUCCAAAACCCUCAAUUAUCUCGAUUCUAUCAUCGUCGGGCCAUAUUAUUUCUUAUUCAUGGUCGUGUGGACUUACCUUCGACACUACAUCAAUCUUCGCAUUCUGUGGGCGACUUUGACCGAAUUCCGGACCGUUGGACCUUACGAGUUGAAUUGGGAAACUCAACAAUACAAGUGUUGGAUCAGUCAGGUCAUUACGUUUUCCUUGCUGGCUUGUCUCCAGGCCGUCAACCUGUUUUGGUUAUUCUUGAUCCUCCGGAUCGCGAAGAACUUUGCCUUCAAUAGUGUGAGAGCGGACGAACGUAGUGAGGAUGAGGAUGAGGAAGACGACGACGAGCCGACGGAGAAGGACACUGCCAAAAAUGCUGCAAAGGCGGCCAACGGAACCAAACCUGUCGUUCUCGUUAAUGGCGUUCCGGUCGAGAGUGAGUCGAAAGCAGAAGGCGUCAGGAAGAGGAAGGGGUGAUUCCGUUCCACGUUGUUUUGGUUCUUUUCACCCUUGCCCUAACUUUUAGAUGCCAUGUCAUAACUGAACUUUUUAUUUUCACGAAUACUCCUUAUUAAUAUACUAAUAGAAAUCAUGAAAUGAAAUUCUC